AUGUGGUCAUUUCAAUAUAAUAAAUAUCAAAGCGCAUCGGAGUCAGAGAGGUGUGGCAGGCUGAGUCAGAGAGGUGUGGGAGGGCGAGAGUCAGAGAGGUGUGGCAGGGCGAGAGUCAGAGAGGUGUGGGAGGGCGAGAGUCAGAGAGGUGUGGCAGGGCGAGGGUUGGAGAGGUGUGGCAGGGCGAGAGUGGGAGAGGUGUGGCAGGGCGAGAGUCAGAGAGGUGUGGGAGGGCGAGAGUCAGAGAGGUGUGGGAGGGCGAGGGUUGGAGAGGUGUGGCAGGGCGAGAGUGGGAGAGGUGUGGCAGGGCGAGAGUCAGAGAGGUGUGGCAGGGCGAGAGUCAGAGAGGUGUGGCAGGGCGAGAGUGGGAGAGGUGUGGCAGGGCGAGAGUCAGAGAGGUGUGGGAGGGCGAGGGUUGGAGAGGUGUGGCAGGGCGAGAGUCAGAGAGGUGUGGGAGGGCGAGAGUCAGAGAGGUGUGGCAGGGCGAGAGUCAGAGAGGUGUGGGAGGGCGAGAGUCAGAGAGGUGUGGCAGGGCGAGGGUUGGAGAGGUGUGGCAGGGCGAGAGUCAGAGAGGUGUGGCAGGGCGAGGGUUGGAGAGGUGUGGCAGGGCGAGAGUCAGAGAGGUGUGGCAGGGCGAGAGUCAGAGAGGUGUGGCAGGGCGAGAGUCAGAGAGGUGUGGCAGGGCGAGAGUGGGAGAGGUGUGGCAGGGCGAGAGUCAGAGAGGUGUGGGAGGGCGAGGGUUGGAGAGGUGUGGCAGGGCGAGAGUCAGAGAGGUGUGGCAGGGCGAGAGUUGGAGAGGUGUGGCAGGGCGAGAGUUGGAGAGGUGUGGCAGGGCGAGAGUUGGAGAGGUGUGGCAGGGCGAGAGUCAGAGAGGUGUGGCAGGGCGAGGGUUGGAGAGGUGUGGCAGGGCGAGGGUUAGAGAGGUGUGGCAGGGCGAGGGUUGGAGAGGUGUGGCAGGGCGAGAGUCAGAGAGGUGUGGCAGGGCGAGAGUCGGAGAGGUGUGGCAGGGCGAGGGUUAGAGAGGUGUGGCAGGGCGAGGGUUGGAGAGGGCGAGAGUCAGAGAGGUGUGGCAGGGCGAGGGUUGGAGAGGUGUGGCAGGGCGAGAGUCAGAGAGGUGUGGCAGGGCGAGAGUCAGAGAGGUGUGGCAGGGCGAGAGUCGGAGAGGUGUGGCAGGGCGAGAGUCAGAGAGGUGUGGCAGGGCGAGAGUUGGGAGAGGUGUGGCAGGGCGAGAGUUGGAGAGGUGUGGCAGGGCGAGAGUUAGAGAGGUGUGGCAGGGCGAGAGUCAGAGAGGUGUGGCAGGGCGAGAGUCAGAGAGGUGUGGCAGGGCGAGAGUCAGAGAGGUGUGGCAGGGCGAGGGUUGGAGAGGUGUGGCAGGGCGAGAGUCAGAGAGGUGUGGCAGGGCGAGGGUUGGAGAGGUGUGGCAGGGCGAGAGUUGGAGAGGUGUGGCAGGGCGAGAGUUGGAGAGGUGUGGCAGGGCGAGAGUCGGAGAGGUGUGGCAGGGCGAGAGUUGGAGAGGUGUGGCAGGGCGAGAAUCAGAGAGGUGUGGGGGAGGGCGAGAGUUGGAGAGGUGUGGCAGGGCGAGAGUCAGAGAGGUGUGGCAGGGCGAGGGUUGGAGAGGUGUGGCAGGGCGAGAGUGGGAGAGGUGUGGCAGGGCGAGAGUCAGAGAGGUGUGGCAGGGCGAGAGUCAGAGAGGUGUGGCAGGGCGAGAGUGGGAGAGGUGUGGCAGGGCGAGAGUCAGAGAGGUGUGGCAGGGCGAGGGUUGGAGAGGUGUGGCAGGGCGAGAGUCAGAGAGGUGUGGCAGGGCGAGAGUCAGAGAGGGCGAGAGUCAGAGAGGUGUGGCAGGGCGAGAGUCAGAGAGGUGUGGGAGGGGCGAGGGUUGGAGAGGUGUGGCAGGGCGAGAGUGGGAGAGGUGUGGCAGGGCGAGAGUCAGAGAGGUGUGGCAGGGCGAGAGUGGGAGAGGUGUGGCAGGGCGAGAGUCAGAGAGGUGUGGCAGGGCGAGGGUUGGAGAGGUGUGGCAGGGCGAGAGUCAGAGAGGUGUGGCAGGGCGAGAGUCAGAGAGGUGCGGCAGGGCGAGAGUCAGAGAGGUGUGGCAGGGCGAGGGUUAGAGAGGUGUGGCAGGGCGAGAGUUGGAGAGGUGUGGCAGGGCGAGAGUUGGAGAGGUGUGGCAGGGCGAGAGUAGGAGAGGUGUGGCAGGGCGAGAGUUGGAGAGGUGUGGCAGGGCGAGAAUCCAGAGAGGUGUGGGAGGGCGAGAGUUGGAGAGGUGUGGCAGGGCGAGGGUUGGAGAGGUGUGGCAGGGCGAGAGUCGGAGAGGUGUGGCAGGGCGAGAGUUGGAGAGGUGUGGGAGGGCGAGAGUUGGAGAGGUGUGGCAGGGCGAGAGUCAGAGAGGUGUGGCAGGGCGAGAGUUGGAGAGGUGUGGCAGGGCGAGAGUGGGAGAGGUGUGGCAGGGCGAGAGUCAGAGAGGUGUGGGAGGGCGAGGGUUGGAGAGGUGUGGCAGGGCGAGAGUCAGAAAGGUGUGGCAGGGCGAGGGUUGGAGAGGUGUGGCAGGGCGAGAGUCGGAGAGGUGUGGCAGGGCGAGAGUUGGAGAGGUGUGGGAGGGCGAGAGUCGGAGAGGUGUGGCAGGGCAGAGUCAGAGAGGUGUGGCAGGGCGAGAGUCAGAGAGGUGUGGCAGGGCGAGGGUUAGAGAGGUGUGGCAGGGCGAGAGUCAGAGAGGUGUGGGAGGGCGAGGGUUGGAGAGGUGUGGGAGGGCGAGAGUUGGAGAGGUGUGGCAGGGCGAGAGUUGGAGAGGUGUGGCAGGGCGAGAGUCAGAGAGGUGUGGGAGGGCGAGAGUCAGAGAGGUGUGGCAGGGCGAGAGUCAGAGAGGUGUGGGAGGGCGAGGGUUGGAGAGGUGUGGGAGGGCGAGAGUUGGAGAGGUGUGGCAGGGCGAGAGUCAGAGAGGUGUGGGAGGGCGAGGGUUGGAGAGGUGUGGCAGGGCGAGGGUUGGAGAGGUGUGGCAGGGCGAGAGUCAGAGAGGUGUGGCAGGGCGAGAGUCAGAGAGGUGUGGGAGGGCGAGAGUUGGAGAGGUGUGGCAGGGCGAGAGUCAGAGAGGUGUGGGAGGGCGAGAGUCAGAGAGGUGUGGGAGGGCGAGGGUUGGAGAGGUGUGGCAGGGCGAGAGUGGGAGAGGUGUGGCAGGGCGAGAGUCAGAGAGGUGUGGGAGGGCGAGGGUUGGAGAGGUGUGGCAGGGCGAGAGUUGGAGAGGUGUGGCAGGGCGAGAGUCGGAGAGGUGUGGCAGGGCGAGGGUUGGAGAGGUGUGGCAGGGCGAGAGUUGGAGAGGUGUGGCAGGGCGAGAGUCGGAGAGGUGUGGGAGGGCGAGAGUCGGAGAGGUGUGGCAGGGCGAGAGUCGGAGAGGUGCGGCAGGGCGAGAGUUGGAGAGGUGUGGCAGGGCGAGAGUCGGAGAGGUGUGGGAGGGCGAGAGUCGGAGAGGUGUGGGAGGGCGAGAGUCGGAGAGGUGUGGCAGGGCAGAGUCAGAGAGGUGUGGCAGGGCGAGAGUCAGAGAGGUGUGGCAGGGCGAGGGUUAGAGAGGUGUGGCAGGGCGAGAGUCAGAGAGGUGUGGGAGGGCGAGGGUUGGAGAGGUGUGGGAGGGCGAGAGUUGGAGAGGUGUGGCAGGGCGAGAGUCAGAGAGGUGUGGCAGGGCGAGAGUCAGAGAGGUGUGGGAGGGCGAGAGUCAGAGAGGUGUGGCAGGGCGAGAGUCAGAGAGGUGUGGGAGGGCGAGGGUUGGGAGAGGUGUGGGAGGGCGAGAGUUGGAGAGGUGUGGGAGGGCGAGGGUUGGAGAGGUGUGGCAGGGCGAGGGUUGGAGAGGUGUGGCAGGGCGAGAGUCAGAGAGGUGUGGCAGGGCGAGAGUCAGAGAGGUGUGGGAGGGCGAGAGUUGGAGAGGUGUGGCAGGGCGAGAGUCAGAGAGGUGUGGGAGGGCGAGAGUCAGAGAGGUGUGGCAGGGCGAGAGUCAGAGAGGUGUGGGAGGGCGAGGGUUGGAGAGGUGUGGGAGGGCGAGAGUUGGAGAGGUGUGGGAGGGCGAGGGUUGGAGAGGUGUGGCAGGGCGAGGGUUGGAGAGGUGUGGCAGGGCGAGAGUCAGAGAGGUGUGGCAGGGCGAGAGUCAGAGAGGUGUGGGAGGGCGAGAGUUGGAGAGGUGUGGCAGGGCGAGAGUCAGAGAGGUGUGGGAGGGCGAGAGUCAGAGAGGUGUGGAGGGCGAGGGUUGGAGAGGUGUGGCAGGGCGAGAGUCAGAGAGGUGUGGCAGGGCGAGAGUCAGAGAGGUGUGGCAGGGCGAGAGUCGGAGAGGUGUGGGAGGGCGAGGGUUGGAGAGGUGUGGCAGGGCGAGAGUUGGAGAGGUGUGGCAGGGCGAGAGUCAGAGAGGUGUGGGAGGGCGAGGGUUGGAGAGGUGUGGCAGGGCGAGAGUUGGAGAGGUGUGGCAGGGCGAGAGUCGGAGAGGUGUGGGAGGGCGAGGGUUGGAGAGGUGUGGCAGGGCGAGAGUUGGAGAGGUGUGGCAGGGCGAGAGUCGGAGAGGUGUGGGAGGGCGAGAGUCGGAGAGGUGUGGCAGGGCGAGAGUCGGAGAGGUGCGGCAGGGCGAGAGUUGGAGAGGUGUGGCAGGGCGAGAGUCGGAGAGGUGUGGGAGGGCGAGAGUCGGAGAGGUGUGGGAGGGCGAGGGUUGGAGAGGUGCAGUAA
Messenger RNA from Knipowitschia caucasica, 4692 nucleotides. Lineage: Eukaryota; Metazoa; Chordata; Actinopteri; Gobiiformes; Gobiidae. The record is from the annotation of a GenBank genome assembly.